GAAAACUUGCCAUUCAUGUACAAAAAUCAUCUGUUGCAUUGCCACAGCUCAGUCAGCCACAAGACGGGACCGCGGACACGCGACCGCCAUUUUCUUUUUCAAAUUUUAAUUUUCGAACGCACCCCUGUUAAUGCAAUGUCAAAUAUGAACGGAAAAGACGAACAGCCCAUAGUACCCCCAUCGUCCCUAAUCCGACGAGUCUCCUCUCGGUCCAUACGAAACUCCAUCUCCGAGGAUAAGGAGAAUGGAGAGAACGUGAAAAGCUUCGUCUCGAAAUACAAGAAGACCCCGGAAGCGCUAAAAAGUUUUCACAUGACGGAUGGAGACAGCGAGCUAGAGGUGCCUGGAACGCCAAUGACGCCUAGGACAUCCACAACCCCUGGACACGAGAACUGCACGUUCCACCACGACCUGGAACUGGACCACAGGCCGCCCACCAGAGAGGCCCUGCUACCUGAUAUGGCCAGCUCUUACAGAUUGCUGCUCACAGGUUUAGGAGAGGACCCAGACAGGCAGGGCCUGCUGAAGACCCCUGAAAGAGCUGCCAAAGCUAUGCUGUUCUUCACUAAGGGCUACGACCAGAGCCUUGAAGAGGUCCUAAACGAAGCGAUCUUCGACGAGGACACGGACGAGAUGGUGGUGGUGAAGGACAUCGAGAUGUUCUCCAUGUGCGAGCACCACCUGGUGCCCUUCUACGGCAAGGUCUCCAUCGGGUACCUGCCGCAGGGCAAGAUCCUUGGACUUAGCAAGCUGGCCAGGAUAGUGGAGAUCUACUCCCGCCGCCUGCAGGUGCAAGAGAGACUGACCAAACAGAUCGCUAUCGCAGUCACCCAGGCCGUCAGACCGGCGGGCGUGGCCGUCGUCAUCGAGGGAGUUCACAUGUGUAUGGUGAUGCGUGGGGUCCAGAAGAUCAACAGCAAGACCGUGACCUCCACCAUGCUGGGGGUCUUUCGCGACGACCCCAAGACCAGGGAGGAGUUUCUGAACCUCGUGCACUCCAAGUGAGAACGAUGCCGUCGCUGCCGCUCGCUCGAGCCUUAAAGUCUCAAGUCUUAGCCUGUAAGGCUCGAACGAGCCUUUGAGGCUUAAGCUGGAAUUUAAGGCUAGACUGAGCCUUUGAGGCUUGGACUUGAAUUUAAGGCUAGACCGAGCCUUUGAGGCUUGGACUUGAAUUUAAGGCUAGACCGAGCCUUUGAGGCUUGGACUGGAACUUAAGGCUCGAGCAAGCUCUAGGCUUUAUUGAUAGCCUCUGGAAUAAUUAUGAUUAUUAACGCAAAUUAAAUUAGCAAAAUAACGCUUGGUUUUAUAAAGAAUUGUUGAACGUUUUUAAUUGAACUAAUUUCUUUUUUCUUUUCCUUCUUAAUUUCUAUAGUUAUUUACUCAUUUUUAUAAAACCAAGCUUUGGAACUCCUAAUAUAAUGCACGAAAUUACUACGCUUGCCAAAUUUCAAUAUGAUAUUAAAAACAAUCCAGUGUGGAUUUUAUUUUUAUUUAUUAUUGAUGCGGUGUUGAUUCCAACUUAAACUCAAGAACAAUAAAAAUGUGUUAGUAAAUAAACAGUCAUUAAAAAAAAACCAUUUCUAAUGGUUUUCACGUAAAGUUUUUCAAGAUAAUGUAUUACACCAAUAUUUAUUGAACGAUAAUAUUUAUGGUAAGCUCAGUAAUUUUGUGCGUUAUUUUGUUUCUUUUUUAUUGCCUGCUUUUUUUUAAUAAAAAGCGUUGUUACUUUUGAAUUAAAUUAAUUUUAAUCCGGUUGCAAAAUUGUUACUAUCUUUUAAAUACUUUAUUCUUGUUGUUUUGUAUUCAGUUUCAAUAUUUUUAUUUCUUUGCUUUUUUUGUACUUUUUCCAGUAUUUAAGUAAUUUUGUAAACGGGAUUUAUAACUGCCUUAGUUUUAGGUAUAUUAGUUUGCUUUAUUGCUUGUCGAAUAUAUUCGUUAUAAAUAUAUUUUUGUAAUUGAAAUUUACAUAGGUAGGUAACCUAAUACAAAAGAGCAAAAGUUUACAUGACAAUAAAAUAAGAUUUUAUGAGAAAUAUGGUAAAAUAUAUUGCCCAAUUACCACGUUUCUCAUAAGUUAAAUGAAAUUUAGGCAUUUUAUAUUAAUUUAGUUAUAUUUUUAUGUUUUAAUUGGAAAUAAGUGGACCAAUCCAUUUGUAAUAUUCUUUUUGAUUUAAACAAAAAUCUCAAGUAAUUAAUGGCUGAUGCUUGACAUUUUUGAAAAAUAAACAUAUUUUUGAUGUUUUAUUUAUAAAUUUUAUAUUUACGCCAAUGACGUUGCCUUAAAAUUAAAUUAUGAAUGUAAUGAUUUUUGAUGUUUUAAAUUAUACAAAAUAAUGAAUGUAAUUUGAAAAGUAUUCUCAUUUAAACAAUAAAGGUUUUAUUUUAAGUUGAA
Messenger RNA from Cydia fagiglandana, 2392 nucleotides. It is a transcript of the gene Pu, whose product is annotated as GTP cyclohydrolase 1. Gene Ontology annotation, biological process: tetrahydrobiopterin biosynthetic process; tetrahydrofolate biosynthetic process. The coding region runs from base 16 to 1005 and encodes 329 amino acids. The transcript has 7 exons. NCBI's taxonomy places the organism in Eukaryota, Metazoa, Arthropoda, Insecta, Lepidoptera, Tortricidae. The record is from RefSeq and is a predicted model, not a curated record. Gene Ontology annotation, molecular function: GTP binding; GTP cyclohydrolase I activity; zinc ion binding. Gene Ontology annotation, cellular component: cytoplasm.